GCGGCGGAGAGGUGCGGGGGGGGCGCGGCAGCAGGAGAGGGGAGGCUCAGAGGCUUUCUCGGUCAGCCUUUCUCCGCUUCCCCAAAAAAGACCUGGGAGCCGAACGGGAGAAGCACGUGCGACCGUCUUGCUGCUGCUGCUGCUGCUGAUGGUGGUGGUACCCGAUGAGAUCACUGUGCAUGUAGGAGGGGAAUCGGGGCGGAGGGGAGAAAGGAUCCCGAGCUCGAGAAGGGUGCGAAAAGAGGGACCUUGUUGGGAACGAAAACCGGCCCAGCCUUGCAGCGGACCAGUUGCAUGCCUGUGGAACCCAAUCACGCUUUGCCUCUAUCAGUACGGGAGCCUCCGGGUGGGGUUGUGGAGGGGUUUAAAUUGCGGUCUUAUUUAUUGAUGCUGCUCUUCUAACUAUAGCUUGUCGGCAGCACCAAAGGGUGAGAUCACUGAUUUGCGCAGAACAUUGGGGUGGGAAUGUGUGUGUGUGUGUGUGUGUGUGAGAGAGAGAGAAAAAACCCAGUAUCUCUUAGCAUCACUCCGAAGCCAGAGAAAUUCAGUGUGCUCCUGGUUUGGCCUUGCUCGUUGUCAUCAUGUUGCUUAACAGAACAUGUUGAUUAGAGCAUUUUAGGACCCAACCCCAAAAGUGCUUAACCCAAAAAAUUAUACUGUGUAGGUGGGAAUGAAUCCCAUAGCUUGCCUGCAUUAUUAAAAAAAAGGGGGGGGAGCUCUGUGUGCCUGGACCCUGCCAGAGCCAUUAUUUCUGUCAAUCAGCAGGCAAUUGCAGCAGAAGGAUAGCAGCUGGGUUCAAUUCUGUCAUUUUACCACAACUCCAAGCAGUGAAGAGGGCUGGAAGGGUGGCAGUUGAGGUUUUUUUGAAAGGGAAGCAGAGGCUCAGCAAAAUCACAGGAUGGGCCAGGACAAGAUGGAAAAGGCAGACAGGAAUUGAGUGUAUCAGACAAGGACUACUGGAGAAAAGAUCUGGUUUUUUUUUUUAAUUUUUAUUUUAGUUUUUUUUAAAAGAGCAUCUAGCACAUCCAGGGUUGCACCCCCUUCUUCCUUACAAGAGUGGAGGGAUCAGUAUAGGACAGAGGGGCACCAUGACUCAUUUGCAAGCAGGUCUGUCCCCAGAGAUUUUGGAGAAAGCACGGCUGGAAUUAAAUGAAAACCCAGACACCCUGCACCAGGACAUCCAGGAGGUACGGGAUAUGGUGAUCACCCGGCCCGACAUUGGCUUUCUCCGCACAGACGAUGCCUUCAUCCUUCGGUUCCUUCGGGCCAGAAAGUUCCAGCACUUUGAGGCAUUCCGCUUGUUGGCUCAGUACUUUGAGUAUCGUCAGCAGAACCUUGAUAUGUUCAAGAGCUUCAAAGCCACGGAUCCAGGCAUCAAGCAGGCACUCAAGGAUGGCUUCCCGGGAGGGCUGGCCAACCUGGAUCAUUAUGGCAGGAAGAUCCUCGUCCUGUUUGCUGCCAACUGGGACCAAAGCAGGUACACACUGGUGGAUAUUUUGCGUGCCAUACUUCUUUCCUUAGAAGCCAUGAUAGAGGAUCCGGAACUUCAAGUAAAUGGCUUUGUUUUGAUUAUAGACUGGAGCAACUUUACUUUCAAACAGGCUUCUAAACUGACACCCAGUAUGCUUCGAUUAGCCAUUGAAGGCCUACAGGACAGUUUUCCAGCUCGCUUUGGAGGCAUUCAUUUUGUCAAUCAGCCGUGGUACAUCCAUGCCCUUUAUACUGUCAUACGGCCCUUUUUAAAGGAGAAGACAAGAAAAAGGAUAUUUCUUCAUGGAAAUAACCUCAACAGCCUGCACCAGUUGAUCCAUCCUGAGAUUCUGCCUUCUGAAUUUGGAGGAAUGCUACCACCUUAUGAUAUGGGCACGUGGGCAAGAACACUGCUAGAUCAUGAGUAUGAUGAUGACAGUGAAUACAGUGUGGACUCCUACAACACUUCUGCAAAAGACGUUGAGAAGGAUCUGUCUCCCAAAUCCAUGAAGAGGUCUCAGUCAGUUGUGGACCCUGGAGUGUUAAAGCGCAUGGAUAAAAAUGAAGAGGAAAACAUGCAGCCCUUGCUUUCACUGGAUUAACAGCGCUUGUUCAUCGAACAUAAAUUGGGGUGGAAAAGAUUGCCUUUCUGCAACAAGGAAAGCUUUGGGAGAGAAUGUACAAGAUGGAGUCCUAUUUUCCUGAUAAUGUAGCAUAAUGUAAUGAGGCAGCAGGUUUUGCCAGUCAUCCUGGAACAUGGGUGCCCUGGGCUGGAAAACAGGGUGGGGAAGGGGGAAUGAAAAGGAGAAAAUAUCAAUAAUAUAUUCUGUUAAGUGCCAACCUGUUUGUAAAUAGCGUCUGUUCCUUCUCUUUGCAUUUGUAAGUAAUGGUAGAGAUGUAGUACAGAAAAAAAAUAGAGUGACAAUUAAAAUACACCAGUUGAAUGCACUGUAAAAGAACAAACAGCAUACAGGAAAAAAAAGAUGUGGGUAACUUUCAUCCUUUUUAUACAAAGCCAUAUGACAGUAUUCAUAUUGACUGCUUAAUUUCUUUUCACACAGUUUUCAGUUGACAAGAUCCUAUAGUCAUGAUAACCUGUGUGGUAUUUCCUGUUGUAUAAGAUUGUAUUUCAUAGAUACGGCUACGAUUCGUAACUGAAACUUGGAUAUGAUUUGAAUUUUUAAGAUUUUUAAAAGAGGAAAUUAUAGGAACAGGAAGCUAAAUCCUAUUGUUUGGUAUAUUGUUUAGGAAGCAUCUGAUUUCUAAUGUUUUCACACCAGUUCUGUGUUUUGAGAGCUUUUUGGGUCCUGGUCAUAAAUUGGGGCUUAGAAUAUCUGACAUAAGUUGGAUCCAUGUUCCUCCUUGUGUGUAAAGUGCCCCAUAAAACUCAGUAUUCCUUUCAUAAUACUUAGCAGCAGGAGAUUGACACAUCAUUUCUAAACCUUACAAAACUGAAGUCAGAAUACAUAUCUAUAUAUUUUUACCAGCCUCUGCUUAUAAAGUGUCAUUGUUAGAUAAGUAUAUUUAAUCAAGGAUUUAUAAAAGCAAAAAUAAAUCAUGCCUAUUUGGUGUGCUUAGAGUUUAUUAUAGAUUAUAUAUUAAGGCAAUGUCAUUGUUAACAUAGUACAAUAUUUAAUUACAACAUCCUACUUUAAUUAAUCUAAGUAUGUAAUACAGUGCCAUGUUGAGGCCAUCUUUUGUUUCGUGGUGUAAUAGUGUAGAUAAAAUAUGUGCCAUAUUAGAUCAAAAAUACAUUGUUACCUCAAAAAACCAACAAUCCCCAAAUUGGACUGAACGUGGUCAGCUGUAGUUUAGGAGAUAUGUUUUCAUCUUUGACGUGUGCUGAAAAUGCAUGCGUAUUUCUGCUGUACAACCAGACAAAAACGUGCCCCACAACUAUCCAGACCUCUUUCAUCAGAAUUUAAUAUUUCAUUUGGACAGGAAUAGCAAAAUCUCUUCCUUGCAAAUGAAACAGACCCAAAUUUUUAUUACUAAACUUUUAACUACGGAGAUCCUUGUGAUACUUAGGAGCAGGCUUUAUGCUGGACUGACAGAACAUUUUCGGAAGUCUUCAAUAUAGAAUGACUUGCUCGUUUUAAUCACUUCCAUACCAUUUAGGGACCACUUAUUCCUACAUCAUGAAAGAAUUACAUCUCACUCUGACUAUACUGGCUCUCUGUUGUUCAGAUGCAUACUCUAUCCAGAUACCAUUAGCAUGUCUGGUAUCAUUAACUUCCACUGAAGGCUAUUGUCACAAUAAUGUGAGGCUGCAAUGUAUUCUAGACCACUUUACAUGCAGUUGAACUCUCAGUUUAAAAAGUCCUACUUGCCGUAAUUUCUCAUUAUUUUCUCUACUUUUUGACAGUCAUGUAUUUUAGGCUGGCUACAUGAUUAAAUCAUUCAUCAUUCCAGUAGCAUUGGGCUGUAACCAGGAUUGCUGGCGUAGAUGUCUGCUUGUGUAACAUAAUCAAUCUCCCCUUCCUUUUCUCCCCCUAUAGAUCUCACACCUCUCUAGCUCUGCUCUGAAAGGUUUGUCAACUAGGGUCUAAAUCGCCACUUGUAGAACUGCAACAUUUUCCUCCACAUCUGCAAGAUAGUGAGAAGCUUCCUCUUAGUCUCAACUAGAUGUUUCACUUUAUGAUAACAAUUUUGUACUAAUAACACAAAUAGUGCAAAACUACAGUAGCUGCUGCCUUGUUGCAUGAUUUUUUUAAUGGAUGGGUUACUUGUUAUCGUGUUAAUCCAUCAGACAGAUUUUCUGUGCUUGAUGUUUAUAUAUGGGCUUAGCUUCAAGAAGGGAAAAGACUGGUUUAGCACAAAGAUUUUUGAAUUCACUGUUGAAACUUUGGGGAUGGGGGGUGCUCAUUGCUUCAUUCUUGCUUGGAGGCAAAGAACCUCACAAGACUGAAAAUGUUACUAAGCUGUCUCGUCAUUCUGAGACAACAUAAAUGGUCAUUAAUAGGAAAAUUAGUCAGUUUAGUGAUUUUAGCUUUGCACUCAGAAAAGAGAAGGAUGGAGAAUCACUGAGAUGUUUGCGACUUAUUCUACCAGUGGUGUCCAUUCUGCUUGUGGAUGAGCACCAUUGGCUACAGCUAGUGAUGGGCACAAACCUCAGCCUGAGUGGGCGAUCAGCCAAGGGGGCAAGGCAGGGAGGCAUGUGCUCUUGCCAGAGACUGGUUGCACAGCUGAAGAGGGGGAGUACACACUGACUGGUAAGCAGAGGAUCCAGCUGGGGAGUGGGGGAAGGCAACUGGCACAAAUCUCUGAACCGAGGUGGGUGCCCAUCUCUAGCUGCAGCAUGUUGUAAAUAAGAGGCUGUGUGUUGGGCAGGAAAACUUUCAGAAUGGGGAACACUAUUAUCAGUGCAUCAGUCUAUAGGGAUAAGUUAUUGAGAAGUAAUUGAUAAGAGCUGGGCCAAUCAAAGCCACUGGGUGCAAUAACUCCCAGAAAAGGGUUGCAUCUUGUAUUAAAGCCAUUUCACAGAUUACCCAGCAACAAACGUAGGGUUGUCACUGACAGCCUGACUAUAAAGUGGAAAAAAUUUGUGGGAAAUGCUAUGGAUUUGGAGUGGCUGAUUCAUGUUUUUCCCAUUGAUCACCUGAUGCAACAGGAAAUACAAACCAGCCUGGGAUCCCACACCCCUAAUGCAUAAUUUUUCCUCCCCACCAGAGGCCCUUCUACUUUUGAAGAAGUCAAUUUUGCUUUGCAGAAAGGAAAGACCAACUGAGCACACACACAUGCAUGCCCAUAUGCACGUGUGUGCAUGCA
Messenger RNA from Pogona vitticeps (central bearded dragon), 5238 nucleotides. It is a transcript of the gene CLVS2, whose product is annotated as clavesin 2. Gene Ontology annotation, molecular function: phosphatidylinositol bisphosphate binding. Lineage: Eukaryota; Metazoa; Chordata; Lepidosauria; Squamata; Agamidae. The record is from RefSeq and is a predicted model, not a curated record. Gene Ontology annotation, biological process: lysosome organization. Gene Ontology annotation, cellular component: endosome; clathrin-coated vesicle; trans-Golgi network.